Cygnus atratus (black swan) is the source of this 2652-nucleotide messenger RNA. It is a transcript of the gene DHRS7C, whose product is annotated as dehydrogenase/reductase 7C. Gene Ontology annotation, biological process: regulation of release of sequestered calcium ion into cytosol by sarcoplasmic reticulum. Gene Ontology annotation, molecular function: all-trans-retinol dehydrogenase (NAD+) activity. Gene Ontology annotation, cellular component: sarcoplasmic reticulum membrane. Lineage: Eukaryota; Metazoa; Chordata; Aves; Anseriformes; Anatidae. The record is from RefSeq and is a predicted model, not a curated record.
UCCCUGGGCUGCCUUCAGGGGGGAGGUUCUGCUGAGGAAAUUAAAGCUUCCCCCUUAACGGGUGCCUUGCGAGUUAUUUUGAGUUCCAACCUUCUGCCUUCCUUUUGUAGCAGUGCCUCUGAUGGGUGCGCUGUAAGGUAGGCGUCAUCUGGCGCGCUGCUCCUCCGUUUCCCAAAGGAACUGUCUUCAGGAUCUGACUAACUCUGGAUGCACCCGGUUGUCACCUUAAUUUCUCCUUUAGUUUGCUGAAAACAACCUAGUUGGGUGACCUUGGUGUUUGUUUCUUAAAAAAUGGAUCGAGGAGAUCUCUGUUUCCUUAUGCUGAUGUUCACGAUGAAAGUGCAGAAGGGAUGCUUACUGUUGCCCGGGUCAGUGCUGUUGCCAGGAUGGGAAUGUUUAACCUACCAGCCCUCUGGUGCUGUUAGGCUGCACUCGGAGUGUGAGCUCUGGGCCUUAUUCGAAAAUACGGCGUUUAUUUGAGUGUACAAACCCGAGAUAUUCUGCGGAUAGGUGAUUCUCAAACCACGUCAGAACCACCGCUGUGGCAUGUGCUGGAGUCGGACGCGCGUUUGACUGAUCAGACAGAGCAGGUGAAUUGAAUUUGUUGCUGGAUGGCGAGGUGUUCUGGGGGAAGAGCUAGUCUAAAGAAAACUUCCUCUUACUGCCCCUUCCCAUCUCAAAUGGCCACUGUCUGGGGAAAUUGGUUCUUUAUGAGAUUAACUACAACGUUACAGUGAGGAUGAGGAAUCAUCAUUACUCCCAUAGUUAUUUGCUGCCAGGCUGCAGCGUUGAUUUCAGAGAUUUUUUUUUUAAAAAAAAAAAAAAGAAAAAAGAAAAAAGGAAGUAUGUAUCUUUCACAUACUCUCUUUUUCCCGAGAGUAAAUGUUGUAGCUUCAGCAGUACCCUUCCUCUGGAAACGAUUCCCAGUGCCUGCUCAGACACUGGGGAGGAAAUGACAGAGAGAACAAUGGAGGAGAGCCACCCGAUAUAAAGGAAAAAGGGGUUAUGGAUUAAGGGAAAGCCACUACAUAAAAAAUUGGUGCUAUCUAAAAAUUGGUUAAGGGUUUGGGACCUGCAGGUGCUGCCUACACCUGUGUGUGUUGCAGUCGUGCCUGUUGCCACUGUGCAAAAUGGAGAGAGCUUCUUUGUCGAAUGCAGCAUGUUAAAGCAUGCGCCAUUGCCUGGAAGAAAAGCACGGCCUUCCCUCGUGUGGGACUUCUUCCCUAUUGAUCUGUGGUUUACCUGAAGGUUUACCAUAACCUGCGUAUGUUUCAAAAAAAAAAAAAACACAAAAAAAACCAACAACAACAUUAAAGACUGGCAAGGCAGAUCCUCAUCUGGGGACUCUGACUCAUCGGUGACAUCACCAAGCAAAGCACUGUGAGCGCUUCGGGUUGGGGCUGCUGCGGCGAGCCUCGCAGCUGGGAGGGAGAGCGGGUACGGUUUUGCCUCUGGCGGGUCUGUGUCAGCCCUCUGCCCUGGUGGCUUCGUUAGCAGUGAGAGUUUGACUCCUGUGUUCCCAGCUUUUGCUUCUGCACUGACCGUGUGGCAGAGCCCGCAAGCUGCUUCCUCAGCUGGAAGAGGAAGAGGAGUGACCUCAACUGUGCCGAGAUAUGGGUAUUCUUGCUGUACUUGCCCUACCAUUGGUUAUUCUAGGGAUCAGUGGAAUUAUUUAUAUUUACCAGUCAGUCAUAUGGCUACUGUCCCGGUCAGCAGUACAAAACAAGGUGGUGGUGAUCACAGAUGCCAUCUCUCGACUAGGCAAUGAGUGCUCCAGGUGUUUUCACGCAGGAGGAGCAAGGCUUGUGUUGUGUGGCAGGACAUGGGAGAAGUUGGAAGCCUUGUAUGAUGCUUUUAAUAGUGUGGCAGACCCCAGCAUGACUUAUACACCAAAGCUCAUUCUUCUGGAUAUCUCAGACAUAGACUGCAUUCAAGAUGUAGCUAGGGAAAUCCUGGAUUGCUAUGGAUGUGUGGAUGUACUGAUCAACAAUGCAAGUAUGAAGGUUAAAGGAGCAGUGCAGAGCAUUUCUUUGGAACUUGAUAAAAAGAUAAUGGAUGCCAACUAUUUUUGGACCCUAUAACAUUACCAAGCCAUUCUUCCCAAUAUGAUCUCAAGAAGAACUGGCCAAAUUGUUCUAAUUAAUAAUAUCCAAGGAAAAAUAGGAAUCCCAUUUCGUGCAGCUUAUGCUGCUUCUAAACAUGCUGCUGUAGGCUUUUUUGAUUGUCUUAGAGCUGAAAUGGAAGAAUUUGAUAUUUCUGUCAGCACUGUGAAUCCAACAUUCAUCUAUUCAUACCAUCAUCAACCAGUAUCUGGCAAUUGGGAGGCAUCAAUUUGGAAAUUCUUUUUCAGAAAGGUGGAAUAUGGUGUGCAUCCAGUGGAGGUGGCAGAAGAAGUCUUGCGCACAGUGAAUAGUAAGAAGCAGGAGGUACUUAUGGCCAACCCUAUCCCCAGAGCAGCAGUUUACAUUCGCACCUUCUUCCCUGAGCUGUUCUUUGCCAUUGUUGCCUCAGGGAUUAGGGAAAAGAUGAAGACAGAAGAGGACAUUUGAUUUUGUUCAUCUCUUGUCCCUGCUUAUGACCUGAAUAAAAUUUAUGUUUCAAAUGUCAAUGCUUUCUGCUACUAUUAUGGGUGGAGUAAAGCAAGAGACUGCU